GACGACGACCGACUAUUGUGAUUGUGCAGCCAGGGAGUCGCCGAGGCAACUGUGGCGAUAUACAUACGUUCAUAGCCCGGUACUGCUGAGCGGAUAAACCUCUAUUGUUGACGACGAGGGGCCAGAGCUCCUCGAGAGCCAUCAAUCGUCAUGUCGCAGACCAUCGGGCUGACAAAGCUAGCCUACUCGCGCGUGUGGCACCACAUCUCGGCGAAGGACCUGCACCCGACGCUCUCGACGCAGCCGGGCGUGACGCCGCCGACGCUGGGGCGGCUGGCGUCGCGGAUCGCCGUGAUCCUGAUGGGCAAGCACAAGCCGAUCUGGGACCCGUCGACGGACUGCGGCGACUACGUCGUCGUGACGGGGUGCGCCGCGCUGCACGUCACGGGCCGCAAGAAGUGGCAGAAGACGUACUACCGCCACAACACGCGGCCCGGCUCGCUGCGCUCCGUCACCAUGGACGUCCUCAUGGCCAAGUUCGGCGGCGCCGAGAUCCUCCGCCGCGCCGUCAGCGGCAUGCUCCCCAAGAACCGCCUCCGCGACAAACGCCUCGAGCGGCUCAAGGCCUUCGAGGGCGACGCCCACCCCUACAAGCAGAACCUCCUCCGCUUCGGCGGCGUCGAGGUCGGUAAGCCCGGCUGGGACCAGGCCGUCAAGGCUAUCAGGUACGCCGACACGCAGAGGUUAUAGUACGGAAACCCCCCAUUGGCGAGGAUACCACAAGAGUGGAGGGCAGGAGGGCUAGAAAAAGAGGCAUUAGCCAGGUUGGGUCGG
Messenger RNA from Durotheca rogersii, 774 nucleotides. RefSeq names its product ribosomal protein L13. Bases 151 to 690 code for a protein of 179 amino acids. Gene Ontology annotation, molecular function: mRNA binding; structural constituent of ribosome. The record is from RefSeq and is a predicted model, not a curated record. NCBI's taxonomy places the organism in Eukaryota, Fungi, Ascomycota, Sordariomycetes, Xylariales, Xylariaceae. Gene Ontology annotation, biological process: translation; negative regulation of translation. Gene Ontology annotation, cellular component: ribosome; mitochondrial large ribosomal subunit. The transcript is spliced from 2 exons.